Messenger RNA from Ornithodoros turicata, 967 nucleotides. RefSeq lists its product as uncharacterized. The transcript is spliced from 6 exons. Bases 171 to 917 code for a protein of 248 amino acids. The record is from RefSeq and is a predicted model, not a curated record. Lineage: Eukaryota; Metazoa; Arthropoda; Arachnida; Ixodida; Argasidae.
UAGCCGUCGACGGAUUCAGGUUGCCCGUCUCGUGUUCUUCCUGAAUCAACGCUACUGGAUGCGGGAACCAACUUCUGUACGAGAAGUGUAUCUACGAGGGGACAGUCCACAAGCUCCCAAGCUCUGGACACAGGACCUGGACUGCAUCGGGGCAGAAGUUCGUUUACAACAUGUGCUCCUUCUAUAGAGCCAGUAUACUGGCAGCUGUCAUGGUCGUGUCGGCCGCACCUGAUGUGAUGUCUGCAGUGGUUCACACUUCCAAAGACUACGACACACUAUAUCCCGGAUCCAGCUCGGAGGAAAAUGAAGGCUGGCUGCGGCAGGGCGAAGUGGCAGUCUUCCGUUGCGCCGUCGCCAGCCACGGACCUAUGAACAUCACAUGGUCGCACAACGGAACACAGCUCGUUGCGGACAACGUGUCAGUAACUGCAACGACUACUCAUCGGUCUGCACUCUAUAAUGGCAGAGAGGCGGUUGUAACAGAAGGUGUGCUCACAGUUGCCUCUCUGAGGCUGUCUGACAGCGGAAGAUACACGUGUAUGUUCCGCGACGUCCACGGCGAUCUCUCGGAGAGCACAGUCCUCCGGGUACUACCAUUCCCGAAAAACGCAGGCACUGGUUGUUCGACAGACGAGGACUGCCCGGGAGAAAAUAUCAAGUGCAGCCACGAAACAAGGCUGUGUGAAUGUCAGCCGCAUUUAAAACGUAGCACGGAUGGCGGACGUGUAGUCUGCAGCUCGGCAGGUAUAGGCGUCCGCGGGUGGUUCUUGUGGCUCGGCACAGCAGCAGCGGUUCUUCUAAUCAUUCUUAGCCUGAAGACGAUACUGUCGUGCUUCGUGAAGAGAUCACCGAAACAUACCCUGCUUCCAGUCACAGAAGAAUCACAGGACAUCAAGACAGAUGAGGGCGAGACAUGACAUGGGCGCCUCCUGUAUUAUGUUUCCAGCAUUAACAACCGGAAUUUUUA